Volvox carteri f. nagariensis is the source of this 891-nucleotide messenger RNA. RefSeq lists its product as uncharacterized. Bases 1 to 891 code for a protein of 296 amino acids. NCBI's taxonomy places the organism in Eukaryota, Viridiplantae, Chlorophyta, Chlorophyceae, Chlamydomonadales, Volvocaceae. The transcript is spliced from 8 exons. The record is from RefSeq and is a predicted model, not a curated record.
AUGCACAACGGUUGCCGCAUGUUGCUGCCGCGUCAGGUCGUCCAGGAGUCCGCCCUGCUGGACUACAAGGCCCGCUUGCCAGCUGCCCCGACGAGGAAGCUGUUCGCCACAUCCUCAAGCACAAAUUUCCCGCCAGCUUCUGCACGGGCUUCACCCAUGCGUGAUGCGCCAGCAGAGAACAUCUACCUCGCCCACAAGCACGCGCAGGCGUUCAUGUCCAAGUACCACCUGUACGACAGCGAGCGCUGCCACACCCUGCUGGCGAUGCUGCUGGUAAAGUACAGCCCAGAUGAGGGAAUGAACCUUCUGGGCGACGACAUGCUAGACACGCUGGCGGGAGGCCCCCUCCCAGCAGAGCCCGGCACCAACCCUGCAGACGCUGCACAACUACGGCAGGCACAAAUGGCUGAAGGUCAUGCAGCUGCCCUCGCUGCAGAGUUUGCCGAACAGGACAACAACCACUUCACGUUGCACCAGCAAGCAGUGGUGGACGCGCUGUGCUGCAGUUGCAGCCGCCGGCAGUACGGCAGCAGCAUGUUGAGACCCGUGUGCAGUACAGAUGCGCACGUGCAGGUGCUGCAAGCCGCCAAUGUGUUCUUCCUGGAUGAAUUCUCCAGGAUGAUGACGUCCGAACAAUUCAUGCAGAUGCUCAUCACGGUGUGGCUGGCACGCCAGCGGCGAGCCCAACAUGCUGCAGCGCUACCUCAUCGUCCCGCUCUCUCACGGAGACUGACUCGCCUCUUUGUAGUGCAGGAGCAUUGGGCCCAAGUAACACAUGGGGGGGAGGGUCCCGCUGCAUCGUACGAGCAAGUCGUACGAGCAAGGCACCGUCGGCCGCGUCAUUUCAAGAAGGGGCGAGGUCCACAAUGGCAAAACUGGGAGUCGUCUUAA